Molecule: messenger RNA, 2932 nt
Organism: Rubroshorea leprosula
Lineage: Eukaryota; Viridiplantae; Streptophyta; Magnoliopsida; Malvales; Dipterocarpaceae
Source: the annotation of a GenBank genome assembly
UCGCAGAGCUCCUUCCCACAAUCUAAACUCCUCAUCUCCAGCUAGCGACGCACUCGGUAAUUCCCUCUUUCAUUCAUCAGUUUUUCCUUUCCAUUUUCUUUCCGCAGUUGCGCUAACUCUCUUCGAUCCCCAUUCACUUGGAAUCCGCGAAGUUGAAUGCACGAAGAACCUUCGAAACCUUUUCAAUUUAUCGGCGACAUAAGGAUGAAGCUUUUGCAGUUUUUUCCGUUUCAGAUUCCAGUUUUUCCAAUGCUCGUUUGUGUUUUGCAUUGUGGAUUUUUAAAAUGUAUAAGGGAGAGCAUCAGGUUUGCAGGGACUAUCUGUCUGGUUGAUAUCUUUGAUACAAUUUGAAGGAAACAUGGCUCUCCGAAAAUAUGUUCCUUCCACUGAUUCACCUUCUGUUAAAAUGAAACCUUUAAGUUUUACAAUUAAGGUGCGUGAGAAUGCUCAACUUGCAGAUCCAGGGACAAGUCAGUCUGUGGAGGCUGCUGUGGAUGUUGACCCCAGAGAAGUUUAUUUUUUGAUUAUGCAUUUCCUAUCAAAUGGUCCAUGUCAAAGGACAUUUGAACAGUUACAGAAUGAAAUUCUUGAACAUCAACUUCUACCUAGAAGAUACCAUUCAUGGUAUUCUAGGAAAGGAGCCCAUAGUGGGGACGAAAAUGAUGAUGGCAUGUCCUUCCCAUUGAAUCAUGAUCAGCUGGUUGAAAGGAAUCCUCACAUUGAAAAGGAUCACAUAGUAAAGCUUCUGAGGCAAUUGAUAUUGAGUACAGUCUCGCCAUCACAAGACAUAAAUGGCAGACAUUUUCCAAAUGCAGCAGAUGUUCCUACCCUGCUGGGGAGGGGUUCAUUCUCACUUCUGAGCUGUAGUGAAGUUAAAAUUGUUUGGCUUGUUUGUUCUGGUUCUCUUCCCUCUUCAGAUGAUAGCUAUAAAGGAGCAAAAGAAGUCAAACAUCCUCCUGCUCACAUGCAUUGGCCACAUGUCCAUGCUGAUCAGCCAUCAACCAUGGUGCAGAAGAUGCAGAAUAUCAAGAGACUCCGGGGACACCGCAAUGUUGUGUACUGUGCAAUAUUUGAUCGAUCAGGGAGGUAUGUUAUUACUGGUUCGGAUGAUCGCCUUGUAAAAAUUUGGUCUAUGGAGACUGCAUAUUGCUUGGCCAGCUGUCGUGGACAUGAAGGUGACAUUACUGACUUGGCUGUGAGCUACAAUAAUGUUCUGGUAGCAUCCUCUUCAAAUGACUGUAUCAUCCAUGUUAUGGGCUGCCAAUUUCGGUUCUACGUGGACACACUGGAGCAGUUACUGCUAUUGCAUUUAGUCCCCGGCCUAGCUCUCUAUACCAGCUUCUAUCCUCAUCUGAUGAUGGAACAUGUAGGUUAUGGGAUGCUAGGAAUAUCCAAGUUCCUCCACAGAUAUAUGUUUCACGGCCCUCAGAUUCUGCAGCUGGAAGGAACAGUGGUCCAUCCUCAAGUAACAAUCAACGGAACCAUCAAAUUUUUUGCUGUGCAUUUAAUGCUAGUGGAACUGUCUUUGUCACUGGUGUGGAAUGCUUGUAGAUCCAAUUCAGAUGACCCUGAGAAACCCAAUCAUGAGAUAGACGUGUUAUCUGGCCAUGAGAAUGAUGUUAAUUACGUGCAAUUUAGUGGUUGUGCUACAGCAUCUAGAUUUUCAAUGAUAGACAUCUCAAAGGAAGAGAAUGUUCCAAAAUUUAGAAAUUCCUGGUUUGCUUUUGACAACAUAGUUACCUGUUCCCAUGAUGGCAGUGCAAUCAUAUGGAUUCCAAGAUCACACAAAUCACAUGGAAAAGUAGGCCGUUGGAUGCGAGCUUAUCAUCUUAAAGUUCCUCCCCCACCAAUGCCACCUCAACCUCCACGAGGGGGCCCACAUCAAAGAAUUCUUCCAACACCUCGUGGUGUUAAUAUGAUAAUCUGGAGCCUAGAUAAUCGCUUUGUCCUUGCUGCUAUAAUGGAUUGCAGAAUAUGUGUAUGGAAUGCUGCUGAUGGUAGCUUAGUUCAUUCUUUGGCUGGUCAUACUGAAUCUACAUAUGUAUUAGAUGGUCACCCUUUUAACCCUCGGAUAGCUAUGAGUGCUGGCUAUGAUGGAAGAACUAUAGUUUGGGAUAUAUGGGAAGGCAAGCCUAUUUGGAUAUAUGAAAUUUCACAUUUCAAGUUGGUUGAUGGGAAGUUUUCCUCGGAUGGAACAUCCAUUAUACUUUCAGAUGAUGUUGGCCAGUUGUACGUGUUAAACACAGGCCAGGGGGAGGCCCAACAGGAUGCCAAAUAUGAGCAGUUCUUUCUUGGUGAUUAUCACCCACUUAUCCAAGAUACUUAUGGAAAUGUAGUUGACCAGGAAACUCAGCUUGCUCCAUAUAGACGGAAUAUGCAAGACCUCCUCUGUGACUCAGGCAUGAUACCAUAUGAGGAACCCUAUCAAACCAUGUACCAGAAAAGACGGUUAGGUGCUUUGGGUAUAGAGUGGCAUCCUUCACCUUUAAAACUUACUGUUGGUCCAGACAUCACUCUAGACCAGGAAUUUCAAAUGCUACCAUUGGCAGACUGGGAUGGAAUGGUUGAUCCAUUGCCAGGGUUUAUAGACGUUAUGGAUUGGGAACCAGAAAUUGAAGUGCAAAGUGACAAUAAUGAUUCAGAGUAUAGUGUCACUGAAGAGUUCUCUGCUGGAGGGGAUAAAGGAAGUUUAAGUUCUUCCUCUGGUGAAUCAGGUGCAGUGCUGAAGACAGUGAGAUGGAGGAUAACAAUGAUGAUGUCUGUUGUACAUCAAAAAGGAAAAAAAGAAAGACUGAAAUUGAGAUCAUGACAUCUUCUGGGAGGCAUGUUAAAAGGAGAAAUUUGGAUGAAUCUGAUGGCAAUUCAUCCAGAAAUAAGCACACUAAGAAAAUCAGAAAUGGCCGAAAAGCUUCAAGAAAGAAGUCAUCAUCAA